Messenger RNA from Ctenopharyngodon idella (grass carp), 11027 nucleotides. RefSeq names its product cyclic nucleotide gated channel subunit beta 1a (gene cngb1a). Gene Ontology annotation, molecular function: intracellularly cAMP-activated cation channel activity; protein-containing complex binding; cGMP binding. Gene Ontology annotation, biological process: monoatomic cation transmembrane transport; retina homeostasis. The record is from RefSeq and is a predicted model, not a curated record. Lineage: Eukaryota; Metazoa; Chordata; Actinopteri; Cypriniformes; Xenocyprididae. Bases 2167 to 5880 code for a protein of 1237 amino acids. The transcript is spliced from 36 exons. Gene Ontology annotation, cellular component: photoreceptor outer segment; plasma membrane; intracellular cyclic nucleotide activated cation channel complex.
GCUCCGAAAUUAAUUGAACAUACAAGAGCUUUAACAUUAACCCCCCUUGGAACCAUCAGCUUGGAAAUACAAUUAAGACAAUUAAGACACUUUAGUAAUGUCUUUAAAAGUGAACAGUGGUAAUCGUGUAGAUGUGGCAGUGGGACGUCUGACUGUAGCUUGGUUAUGAGGAUGAGUGUCUCUCAGCAGUGAGGUCCAUGCCAGCUGGGACUUGAAAGCCUUAGUAAUCUGAAACAAAAGAAGACAACAACCAGAGGAUGCACAGUAAUAUGCUCAUGCUUAUAAUGGGGAGGGUUGCGAGCAGUUUGAGCAUACUUACCGAGCAGUAAUGCCACGUAUAUAUGUCCCCGGUCUAAUAGGAGAAUGGUAGUGAUUGGAGCGAUUUGACAGCUGACUGCAUCAGCUGGUCACAGCACUAUGCCUACAUGGCCUGACUGAACUAACGCUGUGCUCGAUAGUGUACAGUAGGGAUGCACCGAUACCAUUUUUUAAGGUCCGAGUACGAGUACCGUUACUUUUUUCUAGUACUCGCCAAUACCGAUACCGAUGUCUAUACAUUUAUUAAUUUCUCUUUUUUUUUUUUUUUUUUGUAGUUUUCCAAGCACAACACAGUGAGACUAAUGAAUGUAGGACAGCUUCUUUAUUAUUUCUCUAACGAAAAAAGUAAUGAUUUUUAUGUGCUUGUCACAAACUUAAAGAACAAAAAUUUCACAGUGUCCAAUAACCUUCAAAUGGCAUAAUUACCCAUAUAUAUAAUUGUUGUUAUAUAAAAAGAAAUUUACAAACAAUUUACAAACAAUACAACAAAUACUAUAGAGAUAAAAAUUAAAAUAAACUUGUUUUUCAGAUACAGUAGGUUUAUUUACCAUGUAUACAUUUACUUAACAUAUUUUGUUGUUUUAUUAACAUUAAUGACAAAUAUAGGCUACGGUCCCUUUAAGACCGAAUCCAUGGAUACUGACAUAUAUCCUGUUUUCACCCAAAUGUUUACGUCCACUUAAUCCAUAACCGACUGUAUUUACGUGAGAUAUUCCACACGAUGGACAUUUUGACAACUACGUGUGCAUUUGACCAUUCAGGCGCAAGGAGGACCGAUCACGCGCUGUCUGAGAGAACUGGGAUUGCGCAAGAAAGAGAGAGAGAGCGCGCGCAAGAAAGAGAGAGCGUGCUUCUGGUCUGUGUCAUUCUGCGCGAUUCCGCCUAUCCCGCCUUCACUAAUCGAUAACGAAUUGUGAUUGAAAGCAUGCAGUUCGCAAUGUGUGUGUUGUCAUUAAUUUUUAAGUAUUUCCACACCUCUGAGGCUGACAUUGUUUCUGCUGCUGCCGCCGGUGUCUGUGCAUGGAAAAUUCUGUCAGUUACGCCAUGUGAGGUUUCGGUCUUUGGUAUCGGGAGUAUUUUUACGAGUACAAGUACAAGUAUAUGAGCUUAGUAUCAGCCCGAUACAGAUACUAGUAUCGGUAUCGGUGCAUCCCUAGUGUACAGUUUACUAGGGGUGGCAUAAUUUACGUACUGACCCAUCUCACUCACUCCCUGUCAUAGUCAGAGAUUAAGCAGGAUCUACAUUGCUUUACCCCAAAAUCAUGGUGGUCAUUUCAAUGAAAUAAGGUGUUUACUGUUACUGAUCAUUUCCAACUAUAGUUUAAUAAAAAAUCAACCCUCCAUGGACAACCCUCUUUUUCUGUAAAUUAAUAAUUAAAAAAAGAUUAACAAUAAAUACUAUUAAAAACCUGUCACUGGUGAGUGAAAUAACAAAUUACUAGCCAAUGGCUAAUGACAGACAUUAUUUAAUCACUUGGUGCAACAUUUGGUUAAAAAUGUUCAUAAUAAUGCACUGUGGAAAAUCUUAAGUGAGACUACCAACCCAGCCCAGGAAAAGCUACUCUAUAUAUAUAUUUAGAUUGGCCUCUAUUUGAGGGUUUUGGCGCUGGAUUCUGACUCCACUCUUUGUCCUGGACCUCUCCGUUGUCCUAUUCGGGCUGAGCUCCAAGAAGGAUUCUCUGAAGCUAAUGAGGUCCAAGUCCAGGUCCUCCCUGUCCAUCCCUCCCAGAGAAAGCCUAAUCCCGUUAGCUGUGCUUUCUCAUGGAUAAUCCCUCCACUUCCCCACCUGCCUGUCCUUGAGCCCUCAGCCUCUCUCUGGGAUGACUGUCUUCUGCUGAACACUUCAGCAUGUUUAGCUGGGUGAUAAAAGUUGUUCCCCAGCCUCCAGCGUCUCCUGGAAAACUGGGAGAGGAGGACCAGACCAAUGCGUCCACAGCAGCAGAAGUGACGAAAAAAGAGGACGUACAACAAGAUGCCAACCCUUCCAAGUCAAAGGAGGAGGUCUCAGAGGAAAACAGCUCUCAGAAUGGGGUUUUGAGUUGGCUUUCUCAUGGGUUCAACAGUGCUCUCCCUCAGCCAGUGAAUGCCUCUAAACUGGGCAACUCUGAAAUUAAGCAAGAGGGAAAUGCAGUGAGCAACAGGGCUGGAAUGAUAGGAUGGAUUGUGCAGGGACUGGGAAAAGUGGUUCCACAGCCUGAUGAGAAAUACAAGGGUCACACAGAGCCAGAGGAGGUCACUGAGGUGCAAGAGAUCAAAGACAUUCGUGAUGCUGAGCCACUGCCUCAUAUUCCUGUGGUGGAGGUUGUGUCUGAUGAGGAGCCAGACGCUGCUAACGUGCCCUUCUCUCCCAGGGUAAUAGAAUGGAUUAAGCAUGGUUUUGAGAAGGUAGUCCCUCAGUCUCCAAUCCAUCUUCGUCCUCCCGCUGGUACGGAAACACUUGUCCAGAGGGCUGCUUCUGCUCCUGUGACACCCUGCAAACAAGAGCCAGCACCUGAACCAACACCUGCUCCUGCACCUCCGCCUGCACCUGCACCAGCACCAGCACCAGCACCUCCACCUACACCUGCAGCCCCACCUGCACCUGCAUCAGAACCUGCACCUGCAGCUCCUGAGCAACCUAAAGUAGUUGAGGAUUCCAAAGGCUCAAAUAUGGUUGGCUGGAUUGUACAGGGGUUUGGACGCAUGAUGCCCCAACCAGUACUGAAACCAAAAGAGGACAGCUCUGAUAUCGUUCAAAACGUCUGCAUCCUGCAGGAUCCGUGUGAUAUGGUGCUGGAGGAGGUGGACUCAGACUUGGAGGCCCAAGAGAGGGAGCAGGGCUCGGGGCAGAACGUCCAGGCUGAGGAGCAGGUGCAGCAGGAUAGCUCCCUGCUGCAGGUGAUACCCAACAUCCUGCCACACGUGCUGGCCAUGCAGGAGCAGGAGGACGCGGAGACGCAGACUGAACGCUGGACGCCUCUUAUUGAGAGCAUCAAGAAGGAAGCGGAGGAGACUGCCAUAGCAAACAUAGAGGAGAGACUGGAGCAGGAACGCGUGGAGGCAGCUCGCAUGGCGGAGGAUCUGGCCCGACAGGCUGCAGAAAUGGCCGUCAGACAGCUGGAGGAAGAACACACCACUCAGAUCAUCAUUGAUACGAAAAACGAAGAGCCAGACAAUGAUGAUCAGAGCCUGGUGGAUGUCUGCCCGGCGGAGCCGUCGCCACACGAGUCUGAGGUUUCAGAUCACCCACCCCAAAGUCCACCGCCUGUGACCACUCAGCCUGAGCGCUCCACAUCUUUACCUCCUGAUGCUGACCAGGAAGAGGAACCUCCUGAAGAAGGAUGUGGAGAAAGCAGCCAUUUGAAGACCGUUCCCAAAAUCAUCGUCCCACCAGAGUCAGAGUCAAAUCUGAUGGCCCACAGCAAAGUUGUGGAUUCAGAACUGCCUCAGGAGCAGACGGCUCCUGGUGCGGAAGAUGAGGACAGUCGAAUGGAUCCGAACAUGACUGAUCUACUCAGUGUGGGCGAAGGCCUUGAGCGGCCAAUGUCUGCGGCCAGUCAAACAAGUAUAGUUGUGAAUGAGCGACUGCAGGACCUGGUCAAGCUGUUUAAGGGGCGAACAGAACGUGCAAGAGAUAAACUGACUGAUCCAGAUGAUUCUGAUGAGGAAAGCCCUUCGGCAUCUCCAGCCAAAAAGCCUGCAGAUGCCCCGCCUCCUCCACCACCUCCUCCAGAGGAAAAGAAAGACGUUGAAGAGGCGGCUGAAGAGGAGGUGAAAAUCUAUGAGUUUAUGGGAUACAAGUUCCCAGUUCCUCAGUUGAAAAUGCCCCAGAUUCCUGAUUGGCUGAGAGUUAUACUGGAGUACCGUUUCCCGUCCAGCAUUGAUCCCUACACAGAUUUGAUCUACGUGGUGUGGCUGUUCUUUGUGACGUUUGCGUGGAACUGGAAUGUUUGGCUGAUCCCUGUGCGCUGCACUUUCCCGUAUCAGACCCCUGAGAACGUUCACUGGUGGCUGCUGAUGGACUACCUCUGUGACACCAUUUACAUUCUUGACAUCGUGGUCUUUCAGCCCAGGCUGCAGUUUGUGAGAGGAGGAGACGUUGUGUGUGACAAAAAAGACAUGAGAGAGAACUACAUGCAAACAGAGCGAUUUAAGAUGGAUGUGAUCAGUCUCUUUCCACUGGAUGUCCUGUACGUCUUCACAGGUGUCAAAUCACUCUUGCGGUUUCCUCGCCUUCUAAAGUACAAUGCAUUCUUUGAGUUUAAUGAUCGUCUGGAGGCUGUGAUGAGCAAAGCAUACAUUUACAGGGUGAUCCGGACGAGUGCGUACUUGCUGUACUCUCUGCACUGUAAUGCCUGUAUUUUCUAUUGGGGUUCUGACUAUGAAGGACUGGGUUCUACUAAAUGGGUCUAUAAUGGCAAAGGAAACAGUUAUAUUCGCUGCUACUACUUUGCUGUGAAGACUCUGAUCACCAUCGGAGGUUUGCCUGAUCCCACCACUGUCUUUGAAAUCGUCUUCCAACUGGUCAACUACUUCGUUGGAGUCUUUGCUUUCUCCAUCAUGAUCGGUCAGAUGAGAGACGUAGUUGGAGCCGCCACAGCAGGUGAGGCCUAUUACAGACAGUGUGUGGACAGCACCGUCAAAUACAUGACCUCCUACAGGAUCCCCCGCGAGGUCCAGAACCGAGUGAAGACCUGGUACGACUACACCUGGAAGUCGCAAGGCAUGCUGGAUGAACAGGAGUUACUUAUACAGCUGCCAGAUAAGAUGCGUCUGGACAUCGCAGCAGAUGUAAACUACAGCAUUGUCAGUAAAGUGGCGCUCUUUCAGGGAUGUGACAGACAGAUGAUAUUUGACAUGCUCAACAGGCUGAAAUCUGUGGUGUACCUUCCAGGAGACUCUGUUUGUAAAAAAGGUGAGAUCGGCCGAGAGAUGUACAUCAUCAAAGCUGGAGAGGUGCAGGUGGUUGGAGGGCCUGAUGGGAAGACGGUGUUUGUGACUCUUAGAGCUGGUUCUGUGUUUGGGGAAAUUAGUUUGCUGGCAGGUGGUGGUGGGAACCGACGAACAGCUAACGUAAAGGCCCAUGGUUUUGCUAACCUCUUCAUCUUGGAUAAGAAGGACCUGGCAGACAUCUUAGUGCACUACCCCGAGUCCCAGAAGCUACUGCGCAAGAAGGCCAAGAAAAUGUUGACCAAAGAUAAGAAGCCUGCAGAUGAGAAGGUUAAAGAGACGGGUGAGGUCAUCACUCAGCGGCCAGAGACACCCAAACUCUUCAAGGCUGCCCUGGAGGUUGCUUCAGGACAAACGUUUGCCAAGUUGAAGGAGGCAUAUAAGGGAGCAACUCUAGAGCCGUCGACCUCCACAGGUCCAGUGCCCCCUCCCUCCCCCAUGCACCGCCGUUCGCCCAUUCCCCGGCCUCGUGUACCAGAUGAAGAUGACAUGGUAUCAGAGACCACUGACAGCACCAUGGUCAUCCGCAUGACUCCCCGCGUUGAGGGAGAGGAGAUCCUCUCCGUGGAGGUCGGUCCUGGAGAGGGGGUGGAAGUGGAGGAGGAAGAGCUGAGCAAAACUGAAGACAAGUGAGAGAAAGGAAGAGGGCAAGGACAGAGCAGAGUAGGGAUAGAAAGCCUGAAGAAAAGCCCAUCGCAUAAAACCCUUGUCAUGCUUUCUGUAUUAGUGUGUUGGUGAAAUUCCUACACAUGCUUUUCAGCCAGGUCAUGCCAAACAUGUUUUCAAGACUCUUGUAGAACCCUUUGGAGAACCUCUGGAUACCUAUUCAAAAAGGACAGUUCCCUAAGGAACCCAUAAGUUCCUGCAAGAACUCUUAGGGCUGUCAAUGGUUCUUCUAGUAACCUCAUCAUAAGACAUUUUUUAGGCAUACUGACAGUGAUACACGAUAUCUGAAGCACUUCCAUUUGCAUAGAGGUUCUCGAGAGGUGAAAAAUAUACAAUUUUUACAACCACACUACUUUCUAAAUAAUAUUAUAUGAAGGUGAAGUGCAUCUGGGGAGUAUUCCAGAAAGAAGGGUAAACUUACUGUCAUAUAAACCCCGAUGAUAAACCCGGUUGAUAAACCCUAACCUUUCUUACUUAGUUAUUGGUUCCAGGAGUAAGUUCAGUCAAAUCAAAGUAUGUUCACGGUAAACACACAAAAACAUUCUCAACAGGAGUCACCAAGGAAAUGGACACUAAGAAGAAGCAAUUUAUGCUGCGUUCACACCAUGACGUAAUUACCGUAAGCUCGAGAUGACAACACGCGAUGUUCUAUUUUGAGCUAUUCACCUCCUUAGACUAUGAAUUAUGCAUUUCUAUGGUGACACUAUCAACGUCUAAAUGAAUCUGCAGCAGUCAGGUGGUACAUCAGUCAUGUGAUACAAGUAGGAGCUCUCAGAAAAAGGAUGUCAACGCUUUUUACAAGUUGAAAUCUUGAAAUUAUAGUAAUUUCACCUUUACUUAUCCUUCUUUUGUUUAUUGGCAAUUUACAUUCUUAGUGCAUAUCGCCAUCUACUGAGCAGUUGUGCAAUCAUUUUUUUUGAUCAUGUUCUAAAGCCCAAAGUAUACUUCCGUUUUUUUUUUACAUGUAAGCGCACUGUCGAACACACAGCUUUGCAAAGUAUACUUCAUUUGACUCGUACACAGGCAUUUUGAGCAAUCUCUCGCCAUGAUUUACAACCCAUAUAAAUAUCUUUGUAUUCUUUCAUCAUGCUAGAGUUGUACAAAUGAGGGUACUUUCUAACCUCUUCACACAAUCUCGUCUAUGUAUACCUCCAUUGUCACUGUAGCUCGCAUGCGUUCCGGUCUGUUCUGUUUAUGCAGUUUUUCUUUGACUACCGUGUGAAUCGACGCCCCCAGGGCAUGGUUGCCACCUUGUGGAUAAACUAAUUACUGCAAAAAAUUAAAAUCCGGCGGUCCGCGUACAGUACGCGCAUAGUCUUCUGAUGACGAAAUUCAUGUGCACUGUACACUGACCCUCGCAUAUGCAUAAAAAGUGAAGUAUACUUUGGGCUUAAUCUAUAAUCAUUUUUUUGUUACUGUAAACUAGAAUUUUUAGUUUAUUUGAAGCUAAAUAUCUGAAUUAAAAAGACUGAUUGAACAAAAAAAAAAACUGCUUGCAAAGAUAAUAUGGCUUUAUGAAUUUGUUAGUCACAUGUAUUUUUUAUAUUUAUUUUUUAUAUUUUUAUUAUUAUUAUAGAAAUACAUUAUGCAGAAAACCUUUUAAAUGCAGAUCCACGAUGUGUGAGAUGAGAAUAAAACAGUUAAAUUAGAGUUAUAAAAUAAAAUAGAAUAAACUUUGCUUUAUGUUAUAAUAGUGCUUUAUAAUUAUUUUUUAUAACUAUAUAAUAUAAUGUGAAAUCUGUCAUGCUCACUGAAGCCUCAUCAGUAGGGCACAAAUGCGUUGAAUACCUCUGAAGUAAACUAACUCUGGAACAUAACCUGCACCGGCUACUUACAUACCCUCUAAGUUACCUCAGUUUUGGAAUCGAAAGUUUAUAUGUUAACUUAUCUGUAAACUUACCCAGGUAUGUGGCAUAACCUGCUUUCUGGAAUACGCCCCCUCCCCCCACAACAUUACUCAGACUCUCCUCCAAACUGCCAUUGGUCAGAUAAACGGAUAGCCCCGCCUCAAACUCUCACCAUUGGUUGAGGCAGUGUUGCUGUUUUGAAAGCUCCACAGUGUUUACAUUUGUGUGGAAUGAACCCGUUUGCUCACCUGUCAUUGUAUAUUAAGGUGAGAUAGCUAAAAGUAUUUUAGCAUGGAAAAAUGACACACAUCACCUUUUACUUCCCUUUAAGGACUGUGAUAGAUAUUUAGGACUGAAGGGCCAUUAGGGUCAGCAGAACUCCCUGUGUAAUGGAAAGUAAUCUUGACUAUUUUCCACAGCACAUGCUGCUCUAACUCCAAGACUGCCUGCUGCUCUGCAUCUCAUUCCAACAUCCUGUCUGUUAUUGCCUUAGCGGAUUCCCUCUGUACACAUGCUCUUGUGCACACAUUUACACAAUGACCUUGUACAGUUAUGUCUAGUCAAACUAUAUAUGUUAAAUAUAUAAUUCACUGAAAAAUGAAAAUCCUGACAUCAUUUAUUCAGCCUCAUGUCGUUCCAAACCGGUUUGACUUUCUUUCUUCUGUGGAACAUUAAAGUGGUUUAAAAUAUUUUAAUGUAUUACAACAUUAAAAUAUUUUGAGAAAUGGAAAUCAGUGUUUUGUUUUGUUUUGUUUUUCCAUACAAUGGAAGUCAGUGGUCACCAAAAGUGUUUGGGUGAGUGAAUGAUGGCAGAAUUGUCAUUUUUUAGGAAACUAUCCCAUUAACAUGAUCCCAUUAUCCCAUUAAUUUCUGUCUGGUCACAUUAAAUACACAUUAACAUUGAAUGAGCUGUGGUGUUACAAAGUAAUGUUGUGCUACAUUACCAUGUAAAGGGGAUUUUCAUGCUUUACUGAUUGAAUAUAACUGUUACAUUUCUUUUAUUAGGCGAGUCUAUAAAGCUGAACAAAUUUGUUAUGGUCUCUCUCAAAAGACUUGUGAAAGUCACAUGGUGAAAAUACCCCGCUGAGAUUUCCGUGUGCUUUGAUAUGUACUACGAGUACUAAUCAAUUAUGAAUGAUUUUUCGUGUUUCCAGGUCAGUUCAUGCUGAACUACUAGUGUGAAUGGACACCAAAGAAUCUAUAAAUGGAAAGUUACUGCGUACUUUUAAUUUUAUUUGUUGAGAAUCCUUCAUUUGCGUCUCAGAAAGCCCUCAUUUCUUUGUAUGAGGCUGAAGAAUGGGCAAGAAUUAGGUUGAUUGUAUGUAAUAGGUGGUCUAUUUUUGUAUACAGAAUCAUAAGCAAAAUUGCCUGAGCCCUGUGACGGGACCCACUAAUUACUCUUACAUUGCUUUUUGGUCCUUGGAGAUGGGGCCAACCCAUAAAGAUUUUGUACCGGGCGCUGUGACUUUAAACUGAUAAAACCUGGAUGUAUGUGGAAAAAAUCAAAAGUGAAUUCUUGUAAAAUGGGUCUAAAUGCUCCUGGAAAUCACUUAUCCAAGUCAGACACUGACUCUGACUUACACACUGACAGGAAGAGCACAGGAAGAAUGAGGAUUUUUUUCAUUGUUCCUUUCUUGCUCCACAAGACCAGAGGCAGGAAAUAUAAAGGCGGGAAUCUGAGGGACAAUCCUGGGUUUGUUAAGUGACUGCUGAACAAUCAGGUCCACACUUUACAGCAGCAUGCAGGAGCUGUUAAAGGGGUAGUUACCCAAAAAAUGAAAAUUCUGUCAUUUACUCACGCUUUUUCUUCUGUGGAACGCAAGAGAAGAUAUUUUGGAGAAUAUAUCAGUGUUUUUAACCAUACAAUCAAAUUCAGUGUGAUCUAAUGGUGUUUUGGACCCCUUUUUAUAUUCAUUAUAUGGACAAAAACAGUUUAAACAUUCUUCAAAAUAUUGGAAAAAGGAGAGUCAAACAGGUUUGGAACGACAUGUUGGGUGAACUGUUCCUUUAAGAUCAUUCGUGUGUCAGCUAGUGAAUUCAAUGAACUGCAAAAUAUAAGUCAAUACUAAGGGUUAAACUCUUGAAUAUAACAGAAUCAUUUUCCAUAUUUUUGAAAAGCUGUUUAUCUUGCAGCUUGAAAUGUAGUUUUGCUUCCUUUGUUAAUUUAAUACCUUUUUUUUUUUCAUUGAAAAAUAUGGAAAAUGUUACAAAUCAUUUUUAAAAUGUUGUGUUUAUUAUGGGUCUCUUUUCCAUAAAUCAGUCAAAAUUUGUUUAUUGGAUGUAGAAUAUUAUUUAAUUAUUUUUUAUCAAAAAAAUAUUUUCUUUAACAUUUUGAAAUCACUCAAAUUUGGGUUGUUUUCAGGUUUAAAUAAGACUGGAGUUUGAAAUCCCAGCUUUUUUUUACGGUCUCAAACUUAUAGACUCUAUGCAUUGUAUAUUUGUUUAGGUGUCUAUUAUGUAAAAGCUCAAGCUUAUUAAAAAUGGUGUCCAGCAACAUGCCUCUUUAAAAUGUAUCCACAAACAUGUUGUGUAAAAUACUUUUGAUAACAUCUUUGAACACAUUUUACUUGUAGCUUUUAAAUAAAAGACAUUUAUCUUACCUACAGUGACAGUUUUUGUAGUAGGGUGUCUUUUUAACAUCAGGAGGGCUGACUAGUUUGAGUUAAUGAGGACUGAAGUGGCCUGUAGUCUCUAAUAGGAUGGGAAACGCGUUCAUUUUUCCUGUAUGAACAGGAGGAGCGUUUGCGUCACUGCAGUCAGCUGUGUGCGCGCGUCUCGUGCUGCAUGUUUCACUCAGGCGUGUUUAUCUUCACUUCACGAGACACUACUAAACUUUCAGCUCUUCAGACCUUGAGACUGAACACUGCUUUUUCAACAAGAGGAUAAAAGAGUGGAAUAAAACUUGAAGGAAACGGUUUGAGGAGGAAACGGGGCGGAGGAAGGAGUUUGGCGUGCUGGCCUGAGACCAGAGGUGUGGGACUUCACCAGCGACGCAGGAGCAGCCAGGCUGUGACCGUUUGGAGUUUGCCCAGUUGUAUAGACCACAAGUUGGGAUAAAGACUAUCAAAACCAGUCAUUAUGAAAGGAGGAGUGGUUUGACCUGUGAGAGUUUUGUCCCUGCAAUCCAACGACUGUAAAAAAUACAAUAAAACCAUUAGUGACGCAAGAGGAGGUGAAGAUUUGUUGGAUAUCAGCUUGUGACAAAGGUGAUUACAACUCUUUUUGGAUGAAGAAUUUCGUGAUUACUCAGUCGAUCUGAUUUCUGUG